AUGAGUCAGUCAAGUGAUCCCUGGACAUCUGUACACGGUAUAGUAUACGUAGUGCGGAUACGUACUAUAUGCGUAAGGUGGGUGUGGUCCGGCAGACAGGCGGACGCGCCUAGCAGCCGCGCCGCCUUGCCCGCAGAGCGCGAGCGCGCCUCCAGCUGCGACACACUGACGAUAGCGAGGCGCUCUCAUCGCUACCAGUAUACUGGUGUGGUUUGUUUGUUUUUGUUGUCUUGUUUGAUAGCACGUGUGAUUGACCCUGAUAUUUGUUUUCAUUCCUCACUCAUAGACGAGAUAUUUUACAAUUUU
Molecule: messenger RNA, 306 nt
Organism: Brenthis ino (lesser marbled fritillary)
Lineage: Eukaryota; Metazoa; Arthropoda; Insecta; Lepidoptera; Nymphalidae
Source: the annotation of a GenBank genome assembly